AGCGAGGAAAUGAGAAUUAAGAGACUUGGGAUGUACCCUAUGACAGUCCCGUCUAUGGUCCAGUCGACAAACCGAUCGAUGACGCUCCGUUCCACCAGCCAAUGACGUGGAGGUAAACAAAGCGCAGGCAGCGGUUCUUGCUCCCUGUCGACAAAACCUGGUAGGUUCAAUCAAAUUAGAUUUAAAAUCAUUAACGGAACUGGCUUUUUUUCCCCACCUGUAAAAAGGUGACUUAACUUUAGUCCAGCACUGCCGACCACAAACUGCGAACACUCUUCAUCUGCAAUGACAGAUAAAGUCAACGAGCUCGUGUCAAAGUGUCUGCAGGCCCGGGACAUGGCAUACUGUCCGUACAGCCGGUUCCCCGUCGGUGCCGCCAUAUUGACAGCAGAUGGCGCUAUAAUCACAGGCUGUAAUGUGGAGAAUGCCUCCUACGGUCUGACAGUGUGUGCUGAGCGGACGGCCGUCCAGCGGGCCGUGGUGGAAGGACACAGACAGUUCACUGCCAUUGCUGUGACAUGUGAUAUCAAAGACCAAUUCGUUGGGCCGUGUGGAGCAUGUCGACAGGUUCUCAUGGAGUUUGGAUCAGACUGGAUCGUAUACUUGACCAAGCCGGACGGAUCUUAUAAAGAAACCAGCCUCAGUGAACUGUUGCCUCUUGCCUUCUCCCCGGCCCACCUCGCAAAGAACUGAUGAAACAUCAGCUUCCUCUUUAGACAUCACUUUUUUUCUAGCUGCAGUGUCUCUUUAAUUAUGUUAUAGCAACACUGCAAAUUAGGAAAACAAUAAAACACAUUUUUUGCCCUCAA
Molecule: messenger RNA, 809 nt
Organism: Anarrhichthys ocellatus (wolf-eel)
Lineage: Eukaryota; Metazoa; Chordata; Actinopteri; Perciformes; Anarhichadidae
Product: cytidine deaminase
Exons: 5
Coding region: 286-693 (135 amino acids)
Cellular component (GO): cytosol
Molecular function (GO): cytidine deaminase activity; zinc ion binding
Source: RefSeq, a predicted model, not a curated record